Molecule: messenger RNA, 1143 nt
Organism: Liolophura sinensis
Lineage: Eukaryota; Metazoa; Mollusca; Polyplacophora; Chitonida; Chitonidae
Exons: 1
Coding region: 1-1143 (380 amino acids)
Source: RefSeq, a predicted model, not a curated record
AUGUCCCUGCCUUUCAAGCAAUCAGAUCCCAAGCUACCGAACAACCGGAGCCAGGCGCUGCAUCGUCUGUAUCGGCUGAAGCAGAGUUUAACGCGUGACAAGAAAUAUCGAGACGACUACAUCAAGUUCAUGAGUAAUAUCAUUCACAAGGGUUUUGCUGAGCCAGUUCCAGAGAGCGAGUUGGAACUUAACAAUGGCACAGUCUGGUAUAUCCCACACCAUGGAGUAUACCAUCGGAAAAGGCCGAACAAAAUUCGCGUAGUUUUUGACUGCAGCGCGAACUACAAAGGCCAAUCAUUGAAUGAUCGUCUAUUGCAAGUUCCAGAUCUCACAAAUUCACUGACAGGUGUUCUGUGCAGAUUUAGACAAGACUUAGUCGCAUUUAUCUGCGAUAUUGAACACAUGGUCUUCCAGUUCAGGGUCAAGUCAGAACAUCGCAACUUUCUGAGAUUUCUUUGGUGGAGUGACGAUAACCUCAGCGGUGAUCCCAUCGUGAUGCGGAUGACGGUGCACCUUUUUGGAGCUGCCUCUUCUUCUUCCUGUACGAGCUUUGGUCUGAAGGAAACGGCCAAUAGGAACGGAGAGAAAUAUGGAAAGGUUGCCGCAGAUUUUAUCAGGCAUGACUUCUAUAUCGAUGAUGGGCUGAAAUCGACAGCUUCAGCUGAGAAAGACAUCGACCUGAUUGACAGAAGCAUGGCCAUGUGUGCUGAAGGAGGUUUGCGUCUCCACAAGUUUGUCUCCAAUUCAAGAGAAGUCUUAGCUGCAGUCCCUUCAGAAAAUCAGGCAAAGGGCAAACAGAGCCUGGAUCUUGUCUUUGAACCUUUACCGGUUGAAACAGCACUUGGGGUACAGUGGUGUAUCAAACCGGAUGCAUUCCGGUUCAGGAUUACCUUGCAGGAUAAGCCCCUUACAAGACGUGGUAUCUUAUUUACUGUAUCUUCCAUCUACGACCCCCUAGGAUUUGCCGCCCCAGUUGUUCUAUUAGGGAAGCAGAUACUACAACAGUUAUGUCGAGAUAGUCUAGAUUGGGACAGUCCGUUGCCAGACCCUGAGCAUCCAAAAUGGGAGAGCUGGAGAAAUGAUUUGUUUCUUCUGGAGAAAGUUUGCGUGCAGCGCUGUGUAAAACCAGCUAACUUUGGUUAA